Messenger RNA from Hevea brasiliensis (rubber tree), 2606 nucleotides. RefSeq names its product transcription factor EGL1. NCBI's taxonomy places the organism in Eukaryota, Viridiplantae, Streptophyta, Magnoliopsida, Malpighiales, Euphorbiaceae. The record is from RefSeq and is a predicted model, not a curated record.
CUGUUCAUCAAUGUAAUUUCAGUACAUACUGUACAGUUACAAAACCAUAACCUUCUAUUGUUUGUGUAACUAGAAGAUGCAGUUUCUUAAGAAAAAACAAUGCCAAGCCCAACCUUCCAUACAAAAAACUCCCAGUCCCACUUCCCUUCUGGUAUUUUUCUGGUUUUCUGACUCAGAACAAAACAACUCUAGUAAUAUUGAUGAUGUGAGCCACGCUUGAAUUGUCACUGAGAAUCAAAACCUGGGUUCUUUUUUGCUCUUUGCUCAAAGCAAACAUUUUUCUACUUCUAGGUUUUCUUUAAAAAGUCUAAGUCUAUGCCUUUUUCUUGAGUGAUGUAUUAUUAAUAGGUGUUUCACUUCUGCGAGUUGCUAUUCAGGUAUAUAUAUAUAUGUGUGUUCUGCAAUGGCUAAUACCGUGCAAAGCCAGGGGGUGGUGGCAGAGAACUUCAUGAAACAGCUUGCAGUUGCUGUGAGGAGUAUCCAGUGGAGCUAUGCAAUUUUCUGGUCACUGUCUACUUGGCAAAAAGGGGUACUAGAGUGGGUGGAUGGUUACUAUAAUGGAGACAUCAAGACGAGGAAGACGGUACAAGCUAUGGAGCUUAAAAAUGACAAAAUAGAGUUACAGAGAAGUGAACAACUGAGAGAACUUUAUAAAUCUCUUCAUGAAGGUGAAAUUGACCAACAGGCUAAGAGGCCUUCUGCUGCAUUGUCUCCAGAGGAUCUUUCUGAUGCAGAGUGGUAUUACUUGGUUUGCAUGUCCUUUGUUUUCAGUCUUGGUGAAGGUUUGCCAGGAAGAGCAUUAGCAAAUAAAGAAACCAUUUGGUUGUGCAAUGCUCAAUAUGCAGAUAAAUUCUCUCGCUCUUUGCUUGCCAAGAGUGCAUCUAUCCAAACAGUGGUAUGUUUUCCCCACUUUGAGGGAGUAAUUGAGCUGGGUGUAACUGAAUUGGUUGCCGAGGACCCUAAUCUCAUUCAACGCAUCAAGGCUUCCUUAUUAGAAUUCUCGAAGCCUGUUUGUGCUGAAAAAUCUUCGUGUGUUCCUCAUGGCGUAGAUGAUGAUAAAGACCCAGUAUGCGCUCAAGUUGACUGUGAGACAGUAGAUGCAUUAGCAGCUUUGGAGGACCUGUGCCACCCCACAGAAGAUAUCAUGUUUAACCAAGAGGGAAUUGAUGAAUUGCAAGAAAAUAUGCAUGAAGAAUUGAACAUGGACUCUUCUGAUGAUUGUUCAAAUGGCUUUGAGAAGAAUCAUCAGACUGAAGACUCCAUUCUCGAAAGUUUGAAUGGUGGGACCUCUCAUGCUCAAUGUUGGCAUUUCGUGGGUGAUGAAUUAAGAGGUGGUGUUGAAGUCCACUCCAGUGAUUGUAUAACUGAGGAUAUCGCAAGUGAAGAAAACACUCUCUCUUGUCCUAAGGACAAAAAUGUUAACCACCUUCAGUUGAAAGAACUUAAAGAAGGCAACCACAGCAAAUUGAGCUCUUUGGAUCUUGGAGCCAGUGAUAACUUGCACUACAAAAGAACUCUGUCUACAGUCCUGGGAAGUUCAACCCAGUUGAUUGCAAAUUCAUGUUUCUGCAGUAGAAAUCAAAAAUCCAGUUUUGUUAAUUGGAAGAAAGGAGCAUUUAAUGGUCAUAGGCCACAAUUACAACAAAAUAUGUUAAAAAAAAUUUUAUUUACGGUCCCUUUGAUUCACAGUGGACACUCUCUUAGACCUCAUAUAGAAAAUGGAGGGAAAGAUUGUUGUAGGAAGUUGAAAAGCAAUGAAAUAUGCCGGGGACUCAAAUUAAUGAUCCAUUCUGUUGGUGAGAUCAACAAAGCAUCAAUCCUGGAUGACAUGAUUAGAUACUUAAAAGAGCUUGAGGCAAGAGUUGAAGAAUUGGAAUCUUGCAUGGACUCUGUGGAGUAUACAGAAAGACCCAGAAGGAAUGAUUUUGACAUGGCAGAGCAGACAUCAGAUAACUAUGAAAACAAGGCGACUGAAAAUGGCAAGAAGCUUUGGUUAAACAAGAGGAAGGCCAGUGACAUCUAUGUAACUGACCCAGAGCUUAAUGAAAUGGUAACUGAUCAGGAUGGCUUGAUGUCAGAUGUUAAGGUCAGCAUGAGGGAGAAGGAGGUUCUGAUUGAGAUGAAAUGUUCUUACAGGUAGUACAUAUUGCUUGACAUCAUGGAUGAAAUCAACAAUCUUCACUUGGAUGUGCACUCAGUUCAGUCAUCUACUAUUGAUGGCAUUCUCACAGUGACCCUAAAGUCUAAGUUUUGUGCUGAAGGGCAAUCUAGGAAGAGCCCAUUUACUGCCUUUUCUUCUUAUUUUAUUGUUCACAAUUCACAUAAGCUAAAAUCUGAUGAACUUCAUUUCAGUUUCAAGGAGCAGCAGUUGCACCUGCUGGGAUGAUCAAACAAGCACUUUGGAAGAUUGGCAGUAAUUAAGAGUUGGAGGUGUUAGUUUCAACUUAUCCCUGUUCAGUAGAGAGUUGGCUUCUAGUUCUAGAUAGUUGUGUAAUUUGUAGCUGUAGCUGCUUAAAAUUCAAACUACUUCCUAACUGAUUUCUGUAACAAUUGUUUCGACUUUAGCUGAUCAACUGCAUCCAUAAUUAUGCCCCACAUUUGCAGCA